Messenger RNA from Phlebotomus argentipes, 1301 nucleotides. RefSeq names its product flexible cuticle protein 12-like. Gene Ontology annotation, cellular component: chitin-based extracellular matrix. Bases 730 to 1056 code for a protein of 108 amino acids. The transcript has 4 exons. The record is from RefSeq and is a predicted model, not a curated record. Gene Ontology annotation, molecular function: structural constituent of chitin-based larval cuticle. NCBI's taxonomy places the organism in Eukaryota, Metazoa, Arthropoda, Insecta, Diptera, Psychodidae.
GGGAUUUUCCUUGGGAUUUUCUAUGAUAUCAAGAAAAUAUGUAUUUUCUGUUUUUUUUUUCUAUUUUAAUCUAUUUUGUGGGUCAAUUCGUGUUUUCAAUCUCUAAUAAAGCCUUUACCUUCCGAUUUUAGACGAAACUUCAUCAAGAUUUUGCUGCUCUUGUAAAUUAAAUUACUUUGAUAUUUGCGUUUUCAAAAUAAAAAUCAAAUUUUUCGCCACUCUUUUUUGUCAAACAGAAUUCUUCACUGAAAAUCCAGAUUUUGCGUAAAGUUAAUUUAUGGCUAAACCCAAAGAGGUUCAUGAAUUUUGAGAAACAUUUCUAAAGCAAGGCAGUUUCAGCCAGAUGUCCAUUGUUAUUCAGAAGCUUGAAUUGAUUUAAAAUCAUCUUUAGAACAUUCUUAAAAAGCCCAAUUCAAUUACAAGUCUGUCAAAUGUCUAAUAAUGACAGUUUGAUCUCAGUGAGCCAAAGUAGACGCACUUUUACGACGCACAGGUGCUCUGAUUGGCAGACGCGUAAGAAAUUGGCCACCGAUCGCGAUGUUACAGUGUGAGGAUGAUGUGAUAUGGUCGAGAUGAAGGUUGGGGGCUUUAGACAAUGGUUUGCGGCAUCAUGAGAGGUAGCCGUAGCAGAUUUGGACUCGUAUAAAAAGACCAUCACCAUGGCGAAGAUGUAUCAGAAAGUGUUGAGUGUUUGUUCAGUCACAACAUCCCAAAAACCACAACAGAACCAUGAAGGCCAUCAUCGCUCUUGCCCUCCUCGUUGGCGUCGCCCUUGCUGCUCCUCCUCGUCAGGUCGAUGCUGACAGGAACGCCGUCGUCCUCCGCUACGAGAGCGACAACAUUGGUGUUGAUGGAUACAGAUUCGCCUACGAGACCAGCAACGGACUCGCCCAGCAGGAGGAGGCUCAGCUGAAGAACGUGGGAACCGAGCACGAGGCCCUUGUGGUGCGUGGAUCCUUCUCCUACGUUGGCCCUGAUGGCGUCACCUAUGUGGUGAACUACGUCGCCGACGAGAACGGUUUCCAACCUCAGGGAGCUCACCUUCCAGUGGCCUAAGAAGUUCACCUUCUGCAGCUCUUCACUGCCAAAAAUCCGCAUCCAACAGUCACACAAGAUAGCUUAAUCCCCAGGAAUGGGUGAAGAAUUCCCUCAACCUCUUUGUAAAUACCUUCAAGACAACAACCUUUCACGCAGUGGUCGAGCAGCAGUUUUUAUAAAAGUGCUGCUUCGAGCCAAAAAAGGGAGAAAACAAAUGUAAUAAAAUAGUCUUUUUUGUAAGGAAAAGAAGAAGAUGCAUCAAU